This is a messenger RNA of Paramisgurnus dabryanus, 1390 nucleotides long. RefSeq names its product transcription factor CP2-like protein 1. The record is from RefSeq and is a predicted model, not a curated record. Lineage: Eukaryota; Metazoa; Chordata; Actinopteri; Cypriniformes; Cobitidae.
GUUGGCUAUACAUUGUUUUCUCGCACACAAGAUAAAAGCAUUAAUACCCAAAAAGCCCACUGCUCUCCCAUCUUACUGUGUUUAUAGAAACUGCUCUCCAGACCGGCUGGGGGAGCUUCUUCUGCCCAGCUACUUUGAUCUAAGUAUUUUAAGAUAGUUAAAGCAUUAAUGCCUUCCUCUUUUAUUUUAUAGGUGUGUGUUUGAGGACAUGGAUGAUGCUAUGCUCAUUACAGGGAUUAUUAUUUUUGCCAUGUAGCACCUGUUUCCUUCGUCCUCCGCGCAUGACACACAGCAGUGGUUGCAUCGUAAUAGGUUCUCAUCUUUCUGCAGGAUUUUCUCUGGUUUCUUAGGUUCUGAUUUGCUAAAAAUGAGCAGAGACGACUUCAUUCAGAUCUUUGGGCCUGCUGAUGGAAUCCGUCUUUUUAAUACAAUCGAGGGGAGGUGCAUGCAACCACGUCUCACUGUCUAUGUAUCUCAGCUGCAAAAUAGAUAUCAACCACAUGCAGGAACCAUUCAGACGUAUUCCUAAUACUCCGGCUUUUCAUUUUUUGUUUGUAGUCUACCAUGCCCUCUACCUGAAGGACCUUACUGUGUUUGAGCUCACUGAGAAGAUAGCCAAUCUAUAUAAUGUGCCCUCACAGCAGAUUCAUCAUGUAUACAGACAAAGGGCCGAAGGGGAUUUACGUCUUGGUUUCGGAUGCGAUGGUUCAGAACUUCACAGAGGAGACCAGCUUUAUAAUCAGCACUUUGAAAGAUAAAAGUAAUGAUGGUUACCAUGUUGUACUGAAGUGAUCAGCUACUAGAAAAUUAUGAAUCCUAAUAGCUUAUUUAACAGACUGUGUGCUUUUAAGUUUUAUAUGACCUGCAAGAAUGUGAUGUGAAUAAACAGAGAAGAGCUUUGUAUAACUAUACACUUCAGGGUUUUUUUUUAAGAGAAAAUGUUGUCAAAGUUGGUUCUUAACAUGUUUAAUUAAUUAUAAUAUUAAUUAUUGUUGCACUUUAUUAUGUUUUGUCAUUUAGAAGACAUUUUGAUAAAUGAUGAUGAGCACACAGUUGACAGGAUCCAUUGACUUUUAUAGUAUUUGUUUAUCCUACUAUGGAAGUUAGUGUUGAUUGUGUUCCUAUUAUCCUUUAUUUAAAUAUCUUCUUUUGUGUUUAACAGAAUAAAAAAACUCAUACAGUUUUUAAACAAUGCAAGUAAAUGAUGACAGAGUUUAUUUUUGGGUGAACUAUCCCUUUGGUGAUUGCGGUGGACAUUUUUAUUAAAUCCUUAGCUUCUUUGUUUGUGAAGUUUGUAUUUUUCUGUUGUAACGUUUUUUUUUAAUAAAUUUUUUUUUCAAAUAGCUAUUUGUAUACUACUAACAUCUAAGCAAGCUGUUUGUUUGGUGAC